UUAAGUUUUAAUACCAGACAACUGCAAAUUGGCUUAUCGAAAAAGUCUAAAAACAAAGCAAACUGGGAUUUAAGCUUCAAAUCAUUUUGGUUUAUUAUUUGGUGUACGUUGCAGAAAGCAGACUUAUCAAGCAAAUAAUUUUCUUUUAAAAUGGCGCCGUUUUCCUCCUGUUCCAUAUGCCAAGUCAGGACCCGAAAGAUGGUCAAGGAUCCCCUCACCUUGAAGCAGAUCUACGUGUGUCCGAAAGAAGAGCCCUUAAAGGAAGUGGUUCAAGUUAAAAAAAUACCCAAAAUCACGCCGCCACUCAUGCAAACUGUGGUAAUUAAGAACCGAAAAUAUGUGGCCAUCAGUGAGACAGCCGACGACGAGUAAUUUGUUCUUGGUCUCAUUUUCAUGUCAUAAAACGAGCAAGCAGACUUUGAUUAAACUAGUGACACCGUUAAGCUAAUUUCCAUACAACAAAACACAAAAUACAAAUAAA
Drosophila suzukii is the source of this 481-nucleotide messenger RNA. The record is from RefSeq and is a predicted model, not a curated record. Lineage: Eukaryota; Metazoa; Arthropoda; Insecta; Diptera; Drosophilidae.